Messenger RNA from Trichosporon asahii var. asahii CBS 2479, 936 nucleotides. RefSeq lists its product as uncharacterized. Gene Ontology annotation, biological process: vesicle fusion; exocytosis. Gene Ontology annotation, molecular function: syntaxin binding; SNAP receptor activity. The record is from RefSeq and is a predicted model, not a curated record. Gene Ontology annotation, cellular component: plasma membrane; SNARE complex. Bases 1 to 936 code for a protein of 311 amino acids. The transcript has 3 exons. Lineage: Eukaryota; Fungi; Basidiomycota; Tremellomycetes; Trichosporonales; Trichosporonaceae.
AUGGGUUUCUUCAAGCGCAAGGAGGCUCUCACCAUCCCUCCCGUCGAGCCUUCCGGAGGCAUUCCCGACCGCCGACCUUCGCCCCAGCCCAUGCGUGGCGGCGGCCGCCCCGACCCGUACACCUCCAACAGCUACGGUGGAGGUCGUAACAAUGGUCCGCCUCCGCAGCAGGGUGGCUACCAGCCCCGCGAGCACAAGGACCCGUAUGCCGCCGUUCAGGCCGACCGCCAGAUGGGCUCGAACCCGAACAACCCCUACGCUCGCAAGGGUGUCCCGUCGCAGGCUGACCGCGACAACGACGCUGCGCGCAACGAGCUCUUUGGUGGCAUGAAGCCGCAGGGCCAGGGACCCUCGCGUGAAGGUACCCCUGGUGCUGGUUGGCGGUCGCCCCCCGUCGGUGGCGGCGAGAUCCCGGCUCCCCGACGUCGCGAGUACGGCUACCAGGGCCGCGAGCUCGAGGAGGACUUUGACGAGGACGAGGAGAUUGAGGGCAUCAAGCAGAGCAUGCGCGAGACCAAGCAGGACUCGCUGCAAAGUACCCGAAACGCUCUGCGUAUGGCCCGUGAAGCCGAGGAGACGGCCCGUGGCACGAUGGCCCGUCUCGGCGACCAGUCCGAGCGCCUCGCCAACUCGGAGCGUCACCUCGACAUGGCCAAGGCCAACAACCAGCGCGCCGAGGACAAGGCACAGGAGCUCAAGGUCCUGAACCGCAGCAUCUUCCGUCCGGCGAUCGUCUUCAACAAGGAGGGCAAGCGGCAAAGCGAAGGAGCAGAAGAUCCUCGAGCGUCACAACAUGGAGCGGGAGGACCGCGCGCGUGCGAUGCGCGACGUGCAGGACUCGCGCCGCCGCCUGGGCGAGGCCGCGAACGAGCGCUCAUUCCAGGACCCGUCGCUGCGUGCGGACCGCCGCCUGCAGCGCCAGCGGUACCAGUUUGA